AUGUACUUCAAGAAUGGCCAAUUUGAUGCCCCCCGUCAGCUGUUCGGUGAAAUUUCCAAAAGGGAUGUGGUUUUGUUUACUGCCAUGAUUUGUGGCUUCUCACAAAACGGGGUUGGGGGUGAAGCCUUGUAUUUCUUUUCUGAAAUGUUGGAAGAGGGGAUGAGACCCAACAGCAUAACCAUGACUAGUGCAUUGUCAGCUUGCUCACGACCAAGGGACUAUGCUUUAGGCAGGAUUCUUCAUGGGGCUUCUUUGAGAAAUGGCCUUCUUGAGAAGGCUGAUAUGAUACUGGAGACUUCAUUGUUAGACAUGUAUGCAAAAUGUGGAAACUUGUGCCAUGCUAAGAGAGUCUUUGAUAGAAUGAGUGAAAGAAACUCGAUUUCAUGGAAUUCAAUCAUCAAUGCCUACUUUUUGAAUGGGUCAUUCGAGGUUGCUCUUGAUCUGUUCAAGGGCAUGCUUUCGGAAGGUUGGCGGCAUCCCAGAUCUUCUACAAUUGCUGCAGUGCUGAAUAUAUGUGGGGUAACAACAGACCUGCACAAAGGGAAAGAGAUACAUGGAUAUGUUCUUAAAUGCAUUGGUGACAGCAGCGAACAAGAGUGCUUGAUAAUGUAUAAUGCUAUUAUCGACAUGUAUGUUAAGACUGGAGAUAUGGAAUCUGCUAUAUCACUUUUCAGGAGGACAGAAAAAAGAAAUGUGGUGACUUGGACGAUUAUGAUUGCUGGCUAUGGUGCACAUGGAUUGAGUAGAAAAGCUCUAGAGACAUUCAAUGACAUGAAGAAAUCAGGAAUUAGGCCAGAUGGAGUCUCCUUUGUUUCCAUCCUGUCAGCCUGCAGCCAUGGUGGGCUAGUUGAUGAAGGUCAGCAACUGUAUUAUUCAAUGCAACGAGAUUAUAAUAUUGUUCCAGAGAUGAUGCAUUUUGUCUGUAUAGUGGAUCUAUACGGACGAGCAGGGCUUCUCGAUGAAGCACAUGACUUUAUAAAGACAAUGCCAGUUGAACCGUCCAAGAUUGUUUGGGGAUCACUUCUUUCGUCGUGCAGGAAUCACAAAAACGUUGUGUUGGGGGAGUAUGCAGCCAAAAAAGCCUUAGAGUUAGACCAGCAUGAUGUUGGUAACUAUUUGUUAUUGUCUCGGCUCUAUGCUGAUGCAGGACGGUGGGAGGAUUUUGCUAAGAUCAGGUCACUCAUGAAGGAGGUGGGAUUAAGGGCAACAACUGCAUGUAGUUGGGUAGAAUUGAGGGGCAAGGUGUACAGGUUUACCGUUGGUGAUCACCUAAAGACAUGCUCUGAAAAGAUCUAUGAGUUCUUGGAGACAUUAGUUUGGACCAUGGAGAAAGCUGGCUUUGUGCGGGAUACAUCAGACGUAGGUCAUAAAAUUAAUGAGGAAGCAAAGGUAAAUGAUUUAUGUGCUCAUACAGAGAAGCUGGCUCUUGGUUUUGUAUUGAUGCAUUUCCAAGAUGAAAGACUGAUCCGCAUAGGUAAGAACCUUCGAGUCUGUAGAGAUUGCCAUGAAGCUUUCAAAUUCAUAUCAUUGAUUUGCGAUAAAGAAAUCAUCCUGAAGGAUCCAAAUCGAUAUCAUCGGUUUGUGCAAGGCUGUUGUUCUUGUCAUGAUUUCUGGUAA
Elaeis guineensis (African oil palm) is the source of this 1617-nucleotide messenger RNA. Its product is annotated as pentatricopeptide repeat-containing protein At1g50270. Lineage: Eukaryota; Viridiplantae; Streptophyta; Magnoliopsida; Arecales; Arecaceae. Gene Ontology annotation, biological process: RNA modification. The record is from RefSeq and is a predicted model, not a curated record. Gene Ontology annotation, molecular function: RNA binding; protein binding.